AUGCUGGAGGAAGGACGAGAGGCCGAAGCCCUUGAGGAAAACGCUCCAAACGACGGCUGUGAGCACUCCAGCGAAGAAGAAGAAGAAGAAGAAGAAGAGGAGGACAAAAAAGUGUGUAAGGAGCAGCAAGAGGAGGGAGCUGCUGAGAGUAACCCGGCAGCCCUGGACUGCAGUGGCUCCAGACCCCUGCUGAUGGACUCCGAAGACGAGGAAGAGCAGGGACCUCAGUCAGCCCCUAACCCCAGCGCUGCACCACUGCAGCCACCUGAAAGCCUCCAACAACCCCCACACACCAACUAUGGCCAGAACCACUCCCCACAAGCCCCCGUGGAUGUCUUCUCCAAAGCGCCCUUUCCCAGUGUGCAGGAGGACAUGGCCGACGUGUUUGCCAACGCCCCGUUCCCGCGCGCCCCGCUGGCCUCUCAGCCGCACUUCGACGUGUUCGCACAGGCUCCUUUCGGAAAGAGGAAGGAGUCCUCGGCCACGCAUCCCAAGACCUCCUACCCCCAAGCAGCCGCAGCUCAGGCGCUCGCCUCUGACCAAGGAGUGCUGGGACAAGUUGCCCAACAACCAUUCCACCCUCAAGCUCUAGCCAAAUACUCUCGACACUUUGAGGGCCCCGUCCCCCAGCAGCCAGUAGCGUCUCACAGAGCAGCGUCCACCGCCGGCAGGCCAGCCUCCGGAGCCCCGGCCCCCGCCGACCCUCACCACUCAUGGACCUUAGACUCAAACACUGUAGACCCCUUCGUCUCCGCCCCCUUUCACCUAAAGGCCCCGCAGGAAAAGCCUUAA
This is a messenger RNA of Menidia menidia (Atlantic silverside), 792 nucleotides long. The record is from the annotation of a GenBank genome assembly. NCBI's taxonomy places the organism in Eukaryota, Metazoa, Chordata, Actinopteri, Atheriniformes, Atherinopsidae.